AUGGCGAAAAACAGGAAUAUGAAGAAGAGGAACGAUGUCGUUUCAAUGGAUACCACCGACGUUUCGGAAAUACCUCAAGCAGCAAUGGAUACAUCCGAAUCAGGAGUUCAAAACGCGGUUUCUGGUGCUACCAAUGUGAAGAUGAAGCUGAAAGGAAGGCCUAUGAAGAGAUCAAAAAAUGUCCGAAAGAAGAAAGCAAUAGCAAAAGCUGUAUCCGCUAACGAGAAGUCCAUUGAGAAAGUGUCCAAGAAUGAAAACAAAAGAAGCAGAGUUCAAUCUGCAAAAACACUCUACGAAUGA
Molecule: messenger RNA, 300 nt
Organism: Sphenostylis stenocarpa
Lineage: Eukaryota; Viridiplantae; Streptophyta; Magnoliopsida; Fabales; Fabaceae
Source: the annotation of a GenBank genome assembly